Molecule: messenger RNA, 2304 nt
Organism: Penicillium coprophilum
Lineage: Eukaryota; Fungi; Ascomycota; Eurotiomycetes; Eurotiales; Aspergillaceae
Product: transcriptional regulator family: C2H2 zinc finger and Fungal Specific TF
Exons: 4
Coding region: 1-2304 (767 amino acids)
Biological process (GO): regulation of transcription by RNA polymerase II; DNA-templated transcription
Cellular component (GO): chromatin
Molecular function (GO): DNA-binding transcription factor activity, RNA polymerase II-specific; RNA polymerase II cis-regulatory region sequence-specific DNA binding; zinc ion binding
Source: RefSeq, a predicted model, not a curated record
AUGAGUAUACAUGAUCAGAUUGGUGUCUCGCAUGAUGUUAUGGAAAUCUCAGAAGACUCGCAAAAUGAGACCAGCACAGCAUCACAAGCAAGACCACCUGCUAAUACUGCGCGUGCCCAUGCUCCUUCUCGACGUGCCCCAGCUUCGGGCACCCGUGCCCGUGCCCGUGCCCCUGCUGUUCCCGCAGGCCCUAUUGUUCCAACUACUCCAACUGCUUCUGCUUCCGUUUUAACUGCUCCGACUGCUUAUACUGUUUUAACUGCUCCUUCUGAUUCUGCCGCUCCCCGUUCAGGCAGCUCUUCCAAUCCAAUCCACCCAAGCUCGUUUAAGCCAAUCCACCGGUUAAAAUUGUCACUCCCCAGAAUGCGGCGUGCAGAUGAGCGCUUGUUGUUGCCUGAAUCCCGUUACACGAUGAUAGUUCACGGGACAAUAUAUACGUCACUUAAAACGUUUCUCGUGAGUGUGGGAGAAACAGAAGAUGCGACAUUUCCAUGGUGGAGGGUCAUCCAAGACUUUGUGCACUUGUAUUUUGAACACUUUGACCAAGAAUACCCCGUGGUUCACCCAUAUGCACUAGAAUUUGGGCUUGACAAAACCUCAACCUCAUGGAUGGUACUUUUAGCAGUGGUCACUGUUGGCAGUCAAUAUAGCGCUUUCAGCAAUGCCAGUCUGUUUUCAGCAGCUUUCGGAGAGAUACUAUCUCACGCAAUAACACAAAACCGUCCCCAAGCGCCAGAAGCAACAACUUUAUCGUAUGCACAAAGCGUAUUUCUGAGUGACGUCUGCCUGAUGUUUGACGGGUCACACAAAGCGCAGUUGAAGCUGCAGUAUGAGCGAAAUGUACUUGUCACAUUGGCUCGUGUCUUGAAGACUGAUCCAUGCAUGAAAACAAAAGCGUCACAAGCUCCAAGACACUGGAAAGCGUGGCUGGCAAGGGAAUCUCGUAUACGUCUACUGCAUUGUAUCUUUCAGCUCGAAUGUCUUCAGCUCAUUCUAUUCGAUCGUCAACCGAUACUUGGGCAGCAUGAACUCCCCGACGAGUUCCCCUGCCGCCAAUCACUAUGGUGUCGCAGGAAUGCUGACAACUUCGUCCUUGUAUACCAAUCUGAUCAAGAUCUACCACAAUCUCCGUCCACUCAAAUUGAUGUCAGGAAAGCCAAUGAAAGCAUGGCAGGAAUGGAUGCCUAUCGCCGAAAUCUCUACAUGCUGUCUCUUUACAGCGAGGAGAGAUUGUUCCUUGACAAAAUGUCAUAUUCUUCAAUCUGGAAAACGAGUCUAAGUUCUCAAGUGAGUGGUGCGCCAUGUCAGGAGCAAUGGACUCAUCCUACAUCAACCCCUUCAGCUCUGCGAUCGAUGAUGUUCCAAUCGAUGGACGAAAUAUUUGCGGCAAUUCCCAUCUCAGCCAAACCUGACUAUAUUGCCGCUCGAGAUGUAAUUCAUCAUGUACUAUCUCUUCUCCGGCUAGUAUCACUUCACAUGCUUGAGUCAUUUUCAGGUUGGCAGGGUGAUGACGCUGCAGUCGAUAUGUCAGCAAGAAAUUUGAAACAUUGGAUGGAGAACAAUGCACCUACUGCUAGGAAAUGUCUGUGGCAUGCUGUAUGUGUUUACAGCACAUUGAAAGCCAAGCAAAAAUUUGCCUGUCAUGAUCCUCUCUUUUUCCUGAUUGCUUUCUUCUAUAUAUGGGCAUUCGAUAGCCUUGUGGUUGGUCCUGAAGUCGAAAGUCAGCCAGCUCCAGUCAACGAGAUUCGCUUGUUAGACACUCGGGAAAUCCAAAUGUGGAUCGCUGAAGGCCCGAAUACCCGGCUCAAUCUCGUUGGAGUCGGCAAUCUGACGGGCAAGGCAAGCUCUUUGCGUCUGGUCAUCGAGGUGUGCCAAAUUUUCUCAAAACGCAAGUCUUGGGCUGGGCUUUGUCGUGGCCUCGCAUCUGCACUUGAUCGAGUCCUUAGAAAAAUGACAAUCCCACAAGAAAUCCCACAAGGACUCCCACAAGGACUCCCACAAGGACUCCCACAAGGACUCCCACGAGGACUCCCACAAGGGCUCCCUCUAGGCGUCCCUCUAGGUGUCCAUCAAAGCAUCCCCCAAGAUGUUCCUCAAGGAGUCUCUCAAGAUGCCUCUCAAGAUGGCCCCGAAGAUGGCCCUGAAGAUGGCCCUGAAGAUGGCCCUGAAGAUGGCCCUGAAGAUGGCCCUGAAGAUGGCCCUGAAGAUGGCCCUGAAGAUGGCCCUGAAGAUGGCCCUGAAGAUGGCCCUGAAGACGUCUCUCAAGAAGUCCCCUCCGGAGCCAGUGAUGGCGAAAUGGCCUGA